AUGAGCGCACCCGAAUCCAGCACAGUACAGCCUAAUACGCCUGUCCCUGGGGCCCGUACUCCCACAAACGUACCAAAUGUACCUCUUCUCGGUGAGGGCUUCCCGGAAAGACCCCAACCUGUUUUAUGCGAGGCCAACGGCAGUGAUGUUGAGGAGGCGGCAGGCAUGAAGAAUGGAAAGCGAAGAUUGUUUGGCUUUGGCAAGAAGAAGGAAGAAAGCAAGGCGAAGGGGAAGAAGAAAGGGGAUGCUGCUAUAGUUGCCAGCAGUGCUUCAACGAUCACUUUCCAACCUGUUCCCCGGAAAGUUCCACUUGGGUCUUCCCCGAGAUCCCACCCAAACCAUCCUUACCUUGUCUCGCCCGCUGGAUCUCAAAUCUUCGAGCGCGAUGUGCAGGAAAGCUCUCUCCCCAUCACGAAUUCUCCCGCGAUUCCCUCCCAUAUUCAGACAGAGAAUCACAUACCACCUGUCCUUGAUGCAUCGUCAGAAGCCAUCACAAACCGUUUCAUUGAUCCAGACACGGUCGAGAUUGUGAUGCAUUCAUACCAUCAACCAGCGGCUAUACCAGCCUCUAUGAGCUUUCCAGGCUUAGGAGGCCUUGAACCGAGUGGUGGAACUGGUCUCUACGCAGAUGAUGCAGGUACCCAUCCAGAAAAGGAUGAUGCAGCUUCAAAUCAUGGCGCUCUCGAAAGCACAGAUGCUCCGCGGCUGAGUUUUAUAUCCUUCUCAGAUAUCUUACAGUCAGAGCAUGCAGAGCACGCGGGGUUCAGAGACUCUUUCUACGUAGCGGGCUUGAGCUCGCUGUCCUCGGGUCACAAUGAAUCUCCAUCGCCAAUUCGUUCUCCUGUGUCGUCUCAAGGUUUCAGCUCUUCUCCACCAACAAGUCAGUCAGCAUCGUUGAAAGGCAUUGAAAUGUCUCCCAAAGGAAGGCCGCUUGGAAGCCCAACCUCAACUCACGCCUCUCUUGGCGAGUUGACGAUAGAAACAAUGACUCAAGCAUUGAGAAGAACCGGAAGUAGAGAUCUUAGUGGCAUGCGGAGCCGACCUCUGAGCCCAUCGAGUCCCGAUGGACUGUCUGAGCAGUCUUUCAGAUGA
Messenger RNA from Drepanopeziza brunnea f. sp. 'multigermtubi' MB_m1, 1092 nucleotides. RefSeq lists its product as uncharacterized. Lineage: Eukaryota; Fungi; Ascomycota; Leotiomycetes; Helotiales; Drepanopezizaceae. The record is from RefSeq and is a predicted model, not a curated record.